Molecule: messenger RNA, 1619 nt
Organism: Aedes albopictus (Asian tiger mosquito)
Lineage: Eukaryota; Metazoa; Arthropoda; Insecta; Diptera; Culicidae
Exons: 3
Coding region: 122-1486 (454 amino acids)
Molecular function (GO): protein binding
Source: RefSeq, a predicted model, not a curated record
CAGGAGUCAAACCAAAACAAAAAUGCAAAUGGUCGCAACGCAAGUUCGCCACUAUUUUGCUCCGCGCUUCAAAUUUUUGAAAAAUUACCCUUGCAAAGUGUCCGCCAGACCCCGGGAAUAGAUGUGGAAGUAUGUCUCGCGUCGUAUCCGUGAUGUGUGCGAUCGAACCUACAACACCGUACUAGACGUUCGCCGGCCGUGGCAGUGCGGCGGAGAACGUUUGUGCAACGAAGGAAACCAUUCGGGAGGAGGAGAUGGACAACAGCAGCAGCAGCAGCAACAACAACAACCCCAGCAGGAUGACAAGGUUCCCCAGCAGCAGCUGGGACGUGCCACUGUUGGUGGUACCCGUAAUGGGUCCUACUGUUUGCUGAAUGUGGUCCGCAAUCAGUUGGAGUUGAAUCGUGAGAAGCAGAAACACUAUGGAGCUGGCGGAUCCCGGAAGGAGGGAUUCCGUCGGAAGGAAUUCUGUCCGUUUCAGCCCAGCUGGCUCGGGGCGAUUACUUGGACUGGUGCCAUUAUUUGCGGUUGGUACACAAGCCAGCUGAUUUGUCUGAAUCGUCGUACCCACCCCUGGGAAGGGCCCAAAUGCCUUCCGUAUCUGAUUUCGUCCGCCCACAAACUUCCCCGCGAUUUGCAAAACGGUCGCUUUUCGAAUUGCUUCCCUUUUUCUACCCCACCGUCCCCAUCACUCGAAUCAGUCCCUGAGGCCCAGCAGCAAUCCACCGUCCCCAGUUUCCUAGGGUUGCCCAUACCCACGGCCAAACCCAGCCGGCUGUCGGAGUAUGACUUUGACGAAUAUUGCCGAAUUUUUGAAAUCAACAACGAUGGCCAAGCACAGUCCAAACAGCAAUUGGAUGAGCACGUUACGGUACAUCAACUUCGUCCGGAGCCGAAAGCUCCCACAAUCGAAACGGCUAUGGAAAAUCUGGUGUCCAUAAUCGGCGAAAUCGAGUACCAACUGGGAGUUCAGAAUCAGGAGCUCGGGGACUACAGGACCGCGGUUUCCCAUUGGAAGCUGGGCACAUCCCACCAGCAUGCCGGUGCUGCCUUCAAUCUGGGAAUCUGCUAUGAGCAAGGGUUCGGAGUCAAGAAAAAUGCUCGUGUGGCGAUGGAAUGCUACCAUUUGGCGUCAACCUUGGGUCAUGCUCAAGCCAUGUACAACCUGGGCGUUUACUAUGCUCGUGGUCUCGGUGGACUGCGUCGCAGUCGCUCCAUGGCGAAAAAGUGCUUUACGGCGGCCGCCGAUUUGGGUCUGGAGGAUGCAAUCGUUGCCCUGGGUUCCAGGUACAACAAGCAACCGUCAAGACGUAGUUCCGUGUUCGUUGGUUCGCCACCGGGCUCUCCACAGUCGAUGACCGGUGGCGGUUUGAACGAUUUCAAGUUUGACUAUGAGAUAAUCGAACGUAUUGCCGGCUUUGAUGUGGUCAAAGCGCCCGAGCAACCGGAACGACCGGAACUGCGUUUGGUGUCGGCAAUGGCCUAAUUAUUGUUAGAAGGUGGAGCCCACAUAAUUAUUAUCAUUAUGAUUUAUCUUUAUUGUUUAUAAAACAUGGUGUGAGCAUUACUGAUGAAUACAAAUAGUAACACAAUACUUAAUAAAAAUGAAUCAAUUCGAA